Platichthys flesus (European flounder) is the source of this 2223-nucleotide messenger RNA. It is a transcript of the gene faim2b, whose product is annotated as Fas apoptotic inhibitory molecule 2b. Gene Ontology annotation, biological process: negative regulation of apoptotic signaling pathway. The transcript is spliced from 12 exons. NCBI's taxonomy places the organism in Eukaryota, Metazoa, Chordata, Actinopteri, Pleuronectiformes, Pleuronectidae. The record is from RefSeq and is a predicted model, not a curated record. Gene Ontology annotation, cellular component: Golgi apparatus; membrane; endoplasmic reticulum. The coding region runs from base 159 to 926 and encodes 255 amino acids.
CAGAGCAACAACUGCUCCACAAACACUUUACUGGUAACUCGCAGAGUUUAGGAUCAAACACUGACUCGAAAACAAGAGCAGACAUUUCAGAUUUAGUAGUGAGUGCGGAUUAAUCUUUAUCAACUUCAGAAACAUAAAGGAGGAAAGAGGGAACAAUCAUGAAAAAGGAAAAGCAGGUCAGUGAAGACAAUGAACCCCCCACUUACCAGGAGGCCACAGCAGGAUAUGACGAGAUGCAGGCUCAGUUCACCUUUGAUGACAAGAACAUCAGGCGAACCUUCAUCAGGAAGGUUUACGCCAUUCUCAUGGUUCAGCUUUUUGUGUCCGUGGCUAUCGUUAGUCUCUUCACAUUUUGCGCCCCUGUGAGGUAUUAUAUUCAGACUCAUCCUGGCUUGUACAUGGCAUCUUAUAUGAUGUUCUUGUGCACCUACAUUGCACUCUCCUGCUGUGGAAAUCUGAGGCGGCAGUUUCCCACGAACAUCAUCCUGCUAGUUAUCUUCACUUUGAGCAUUUCCUUCAUGAUGGGUUUUGUGUCAAGCUUUUACAACACCAAAUCGGUGAUGCUGUGUCUGGGAAUCACGGCUCUGGUGUGUCUCUCUGUCACCAUCUUCAGCUUCCAGAGCAAGAUUGACGUCACAUCGUGUCAGGGCGUCCUGUUUUCUUUGUGCAUGGUCAUGCUUCUCUGCGCCAUCGCCAUGUCCAUUGUGGUCCCCUUCGGAUAUGUUCCCUGGCUACACGCUCUUUAUGCUGUGAUAGGAGCCAUCCUCUUCACUCUGUUCCUGGCGUUUGACACUCAGAUGCUGUUGGGGAACAAGCGUUACUCCAUCAGUCCAGAGGAAUAUGUUUUCGCCACCCUCAGCCUCUACCUGGACAUCAUCUACCUGUUCAGCUUCCUGCUGCAGAUCUUUGGAAACGGCCGCCAGUGAGGAACCUCAUCUGCUGUCCUUCUACACGUCUACUGGUCGGCUGAACUAUUUCAAACUUUCACAAACUGUCAGUCGAGCAAGGAUCUGUUACUCUCAUGCUUAACAUGAUGUCAGGUGUAUUACUCAUAAGUCAUGAUUUCCAUUUUUUAUGCAUGCGUUAAAGCUUAAAGGAGUGAGAGUAAUCGGUUGGUUCUUUGCUUUUGGCUGCGUAAUCUCCUCUGUGCUAUCCUGCUGCUGGUUCUGUCCCGACAUUAUCCACAUCGCACCUCACUAGUGGUUCAUUGUACUCCUGCUGUCCAUUCCUGUUAAUCUGGUUUUGCUUUGGUUUAGGAGCAGAGUUGAGUAAGAUCUGUUUCCUUGGCUGCAUCUCUCUGUUUAUCUCUGUUACUAAGCCAAAAAAUGAAGACUCAGGAAAUCUGCAAUUUGAAGCUCAGCAGGGUUGAGUUUCUUCGAUAAAACAAAGUUUCACAAGCUGCGUAGAUGAGGUUUGUUUUAUACUUGUUUUUUAUGCACAGUUUCACAGAAUUUGUGUGAUUUAAAAGGUGUGCAUGUGUGUGUGUGUGUGUGUGUGUGUGUGUGUGUGUGUGUGUGUGUGCGUGAGAGAGAGAGAGAGAGAGAGAGAGAGAGAGAGAGAGAGAGACUUCCAGAUUUAAAGCUUACAAAAUCCACCACAAAGGGAAAAUGUGUUUGUCUUAGCAUACAGCAGUCUUAGUCAUUAAAGCUUAGGUUGGUAAUCUUGGAAAAGUUAGCAAAAACAGGCUACAUUUUGAAAAUAUGAAACUGAUAUAUCCCAGUCGCUCCCAUCCGCACUCUUGUCAACGCUACGCCUCCAAAACAUAUGAAUGUGCACUGACAACUCCCAGAAGCCUGACUAUCAUCUCUGCUUCAGCGGCGUAUGUCUCUCUAGACGGACAGGUACACCAGCCAAUCAUUUCCUUCAGUCCACAUUAAAUGAUUGUUGUAGUGUAUUACGUACUCUGUAGUGUAUGUGUAUGUGUUGAUGAAUGUGAUCGGGAUGUGAAGAGGAUUUCAACAGAUAUAAAUGUGUUUCAGAAAAUGUUAUAUUACCAGCCUCACCUUUAAUGAUCAGUUGCAAUUCCUCCGUCAUGUUACUGUGGCCUUUGGGAUGUGUUAGAAAUUAAUUUCACGUUAACGAGUUUAGGAUCAGAAUUUAAAUGUUAGAACAAGUUUUACCUGUAUAGUCAAUUUACCUGGAUAUAUGAUACUAUUUUUUUAAGGACAAUGAGCUGUGAACAUUUAAUACUGUGAUCAUAAAAAUAAAAGAGAUUAUUACACA